AUGUUAAAAAUUUAAAGAUCAAAAAGUUGUGAUGCUAUUCUAAUAGCUUUAAAGAAUCUUGAUAAAGGAGACAAUUAAUCAUAAUAAUCUUUUAGAGCAUAUGAUAACUCAACAGUUUUAGAUUUAAUUGUUCACAUUCAAAAAAAUUAACACACUGAAAAAGAUAUUAAAUUAUUCUUUGAGCAAAAUAUUUAAUUUACAGGAGAUUUAAAUUAAUAUGUAAUAGACAUAAUAAAGAGAACUAAAAAUAGAAACAUAGGGUAUAGAAUAAUUGAUUAGCAAAUAUAAUCAAAAUCUGAGUUUAUAAAAAUUAAUGAAUAUGCUUAAUCAGAAAUUUAUCCUGAAAAAAGGAUCAUGGCUACUUAAAUUCCAAUUACAGAAUAUUAUAAUGCAGAUAUAAAUAAUAAUCAUAUUUAAAAUUAAGUGUCUAAAUUUUAAUUAAAAAAUAAAGAAAAUUUAUGUGAUUAACGUGAAGAAAGAUAAUAAAUAAUAGAUAAUAUUGAAUAAUUUAAAUAAAUAUAACCAAAAGUUUCCUAAUAAUACCAAUAAUUUUCAUAAUUAGUAAAUAAUGUUGAAUAAAAAUCAGAAUAGGUUUCAAAUGAAUCAUCUUAGUAAAGCAAUAAUAAUAAAUAAAGCAUGUACAUACUUAGUAUUAAUUUAGGUCUUAAAAUUUUAAGUAACUUGAAAUGGAAAAUUAAAAAUUAAAAGAGGAAUACAAAAAGUUAUAAAAUAUGUAUCAAAAUUUGUAGGAAGAAAACAAAAAACUUAAAGAUGAAAAUUAAAUUUUAAAAAAUAUUCAGAAUAAUGUAGAAGUAAAAUAAAUUUCUCCCGUUUCUGAAAGAAUUGUAGAAAAUAGAUUAUCUGAAACUUCAUACUUCACUAAUAAAUGCAACCAUCAAAUAAAGGAGUAAUAAUUGGAAUAAAUUUUGGCUAAGGCAUUAUUCAGUAAAUAAAAAGCAAAAUGUCCUUAAUGCAGCAAAAAUAUUAGCAAUAAUUUAUGCCAGUAAAUAUUAAUUUUUGGACGAUAAUAUCUUGACAUGAAGAAUUAGAUGGAUUUAUAAGUUUUAAGUGAAAAUAUACAAUUAAAAUUAAAAUCUCAUAAAGAUUUAUAAUUGGUUCAUUGUUCAAAUAAACGAUGUAAUUUUAUUUGUAUUUGGUAAUAAAAUUAAGCAUUAUAAAAAUAACAAGGAUAUUGUCCUGUUUGUUUAUAACAUAGUAUAAGUAAUCCAUAAUAUAAAAGUUAUAACUAUUCUCACCUAAUUGCUAACAAAGGAACUAAAUGA
Molecule: messenger RNA, 1283 nt
Organism: Paramecium pentaurelia
Lineage: Eukaryota; Ciliophora; Oligohymenophorea; Peniculida; Parameciidae
Source: the annotation of a GenBank genome assembly